Messenger RNA from Erinaceus europaeus (western European hedgehog), 834 nucleotides. It is a transcript of the gene GIMD1, whose product is annotated as GIMAP family P-loop NTPase domain containing 1. The record is from RefSeq and is a predicted model, not a curated record. Lineage: Eukaryota; Metazoa; Chordata; Mammalia; Eulipotyphla; Erinaceidae. The transcript is spliced from 3 exons. Gene Ontology annotation, molecular function: GTP binding. Bases 164 to 823 code for a protein of 219 amino acids.
GAGAGGAUCCUGGUAAUAGAUUAACUCAGUGAACACAUACGGUAUCAGCCCCAGAGUGGUACGGAAGGAAGCACAGCCAGAAGUUUAAAGUUCGUGCCAGAGGACAGCUGUACCAGCAGGAGGCAAGACUUUGGGAAGAGAGGAUUUUAACAUUGGAAAAGCCAUGGCGGACUCUAACAAGAUGGUCAUCAACUUGGCCGUCUUUGGCAUGACGCAGAGUGGGAAAAGUUCUGUGGGGAAUGUUCUGCUGGGAAGUACUGACUUCCACAGUGAAUUUGCUCCAUGUUCUGUGACCAAAGACUGCCGUCUGGGCCGCAGUUGUCUCCUCCACGGCUUUAUGCGUCGAGCGGGGAGAGAGAUGGCCUUGCAGGUGAAGGUGUUAGACACGCCAGGUUAUCCCCACAGCAUGCUGAGUGAGCGCCGUGUGGAACAGGAGGUCAGGGAGGCCCUGGCCCAUCACUUUGGACAAGAAGGUCUCCACCUUGCUCUACUGGUCCAGAGAGUGGAUGUGCCUCUCUAUGGGCAGGAAGCAUUGGCCCCCAUCCAGCUGCUUCAGGGACUUCUGGGCCAUGCUUGGAAGAAGCACACCGCCAUUCUCUUCACCCAUGCAGAAAAACUAGAAGAGGCUGGGCUCAGUGAAGAUGAGUACUUUCGUGAGGCUUCAGACACACUGCAGACACUCCUCGGUUCUGUUCAGCACAGAUACGUUUUCCAGUAUAAGACAGGCCACUCGCUCGGUGAACAGAGAAUGGAAGUCUUAGAAAGACUCAUGGAUUUUAUAAAAGAAAACGGCUACCAAGUUCUGAGCUUAAAUAAAAUUUAGAUGAAAGACAA